Molecule: messenger RNA, 2088 nt
Organism: Cryptomeria japonica (Japanese cedar)
Lineage: Eukaryota; Viridiplantae; Streptophyta; Pinopsida; Cupressales; Cupressaceae
Product: G-type lectin S-receptor-like serine/threonine-protein kinase At2g19130
Exons: 1
Coding region: 1-2088 (695 amino acids)
Biological process (GO): protein phosphorylation; recognition of pollen
Molecular function (GO): protein kinase activity; ATP binding
Source: RefSeq, a predicted model, not a curated record
AUGGAAAGGAACGGUCUCCUACCAUAUGUGAUCUUCGCUUUUACUCUAAUAAUUGUCUGUGACGGGUUAUUGGCUGGUAGGAGAGAGUCUCUUUCCUUGGGCGACUCACUUAUUGGGAAUCAGACAUUAAUUUCAAAGAACGGGACGUUUCAAUUGGGAUUUUUCAGCCCAAAUGGAAGCAAUAACUGGUAUAUUGGCAUCUGGUUCGCCAACACAUCAGAGGAGAUCAUUGUUUGGGUAGCUAAUAGGGAGAGUCCGGCGAAAAACACGCCUGGCGUUCUGAAGUUGUCAAAAGAAGGUAACCUGGGACUGUUCGAUGCAGAGGGCACGUCUCUUUGGUCGGUCAGCAUACCGAACAAGUGCUCUCGGGCUGUGCUAUUGGAUUCUGGUAACUUUUUAAUGCUGAGUAAUGACAAUAAAUCUGAGAUUGUUUGGCAGAGUUUUGACUAUCCUGUGGAUACCUUGUUGCCUGGGAUGAGGUUCGGGGGAAGGCAAAAGCUAGUCGGUUGGAAAAGCUCAUUGGAUCCUGCUCCCGGGUUUUUCUCCCUUCAGUUGGAUCUAUCAGGAGCUAUACAAGCUCUGCUCACAUGGAAUGAUUCUGUGCAGUAUUGGAAGAGUGGAACUUGGGACGGCCACAUAUUCAAUGGAGUUCCAGAAAUGAUUAACGGAGACUACUACAUUCUCACCAUUGAAAAUACAAGCUCUGGUUUGUAUUUCAGUUAUAAAUUGCUAAAAGGGAUCUCGCGUUUUCUCCAAAUUAAGUCUGGAGAAAUACAAGAAUAUGCUUUGUUUGAUGGCACUAAAUGGACCAUGGUGUCCACUCGCCCGAGAGAUCAAUGCGAUGUAUAUGGUUUUUGUGGCGCUUAUGGAACCUGCAACUCUAACAACAUUCAGUUCUGCAGCUGUGUCGAAGGCUUCACCCCGGCAGACAAUCGCGCUUGGAAUUCGCGAGACUGGUGGUCAAGUGGCUGUGUUCGGCAGAGCCCAUUAAACUGCGAUAACAAGAAAGGCAGCACUGACGAAUUUAUCGAUCCUGGUGUAACGUUGCCUGAUGAGUCAGCUUCGUCGUACCCUGCACCCACAAAGGAAGAUUGCCAGAAAGCCUGCCUCCGCAACUGCUCGUGCACUGCCUUUGCUUUCAAUUCUCCUUCAGGACCCUGUCAAAUUUGGUUCGGAGAUUUACUGAACAUGCGUAAUUCUCUAUCCAAUAGCGGAUCGACUGUCUCCAUUCGAGUAGCUGCCUCUGCACUUCCAAAGUUUCAUAAACCACCGUCCUCUUCCAAACUGAAAACCAUAAUUGUUGUGAGUGCUGUCGCUCUCGCUGUUGCUUUGAGUAUCUUUUUCUUUUUAAUGUGGCAAAGGUGUCGGCUACCACCACCAAUGGAGACGUGCGAGGAUUCGUCGGACUCUGCUCUUAGAAUGUUUAGUUAUAAGGAGUUGAAGAUUGCAACGAGGAAUUUCGGAUCUAAAUUAGGGAGUGGAGGAUUCGGCUCAGUGUUCAGAGGAUGUCUAAUAGAUGGUACACUUGUGGCCGUAAAGAAAUUGGAGGGUUCAUUAAGACAACAUGAGAAGCAAUUCCGAGCGGAAAUCAGUUCUCUUGGCAACAUACAACAUGCCAAUCUGAUCAGACUUCGAGGGUUUUGUGCAGAAGGAACCAGACAGUUACUGGUCUAUGAUUACAUGCCCAAUGGCUCUCUAAACUCCCUACUGUUCAGCAGUGAUUCAGAAAGUAAAGGGAAGGUACUCGACUGGAAGACCCGAUUCCAGAUCGCUUUAGGCACCGCACGAGGUUUAGUUUAUCUCCACGAGGAGUGUAGAGAUCGCAUCAUUCAUGGUGAUGUAAAGCCCGAGAACAUUCUUUUGGAUGGUAAUUUUUCACCAAAGUUAGCAGAUUUUGGGUUGGCGAAGGUUGUGGGUAGAGAUUUCAGCCGUGUACUGACCACAACCAGAGGAACGAUAGGGUACUUGGCUCCAGAGUGGAUCUCCGGUAUUCCCAUCACUCCAAAGGUUGAUGUUUACAGUUUUGGUAUGACGCUCUUGGAAAUAAUUUCUGGCCGAAGAAGUCUAGAUUUCAAUGUGCAAGAUUGA